Cotesia congregata is the source of this 1560-nucleotide messenger RNA. The record is from the annotation of a GenBank genome assembly. NCBI's taxonomy places the organism in Eukaryota, Metazoa, Arthropoda, Insecta, Hymenoptera, Braconidae.
AUGGCUACAUCUACGGUAACGAGAUAUCAUCAGGGUAAUGAGCGAUCAUCAUCCCAUCCAUGUAAUUCACGUCCAGAUGUGGUUCAAUCGUCCUUGACCACCACAUGUCCUCCAAGCAGUUUUCCUGACAAAUUUCAAGAUUUUUUUGCGACAUUAAACGAAGACACCGAUGAUUUAUCCACCAUGCUGGAAGAUAAACUUAUCCCUAGGAAAACGGAUAAUAGCGAGAUAAAAGGCGGCAGUAGAAGAUGGGCCAAACGUACAUUCCAACGACGUAGCAGUGAAAUAGAGGUCCGGUUACACCGAACAUCAGUUUCUACAAAUGGACAACCGGAUAAAAUGGGUAUUGAAGCUGGUCCCAAGUCGCCAACUCCUUCUCGUAGACGAAGUUCUAGUAUUGCGGUAGCCCGUCCAACGCCAGAUUUACACAGAUUUCUGCAGACAGAAGCUGGUCCCUGGGGUCAUUUAUCCCCAUCACCACGCAGCCCAACACGCCCGACAAGUGCACUAAGUCCUGGUGCAACGUCAUCGACAUCUCAACAUCUCAGUUCAAGUCCUACAAGUCCCGCCGGGCCGGGAACCAUUUCAAGAACUCAACGACCUGAUCGACAACAGCACCGUGGGAGGACAAGCAGCAUGCCAGCAGUUCCACGCCGGCCUAUGCUAGCGGAAACUAAACGAGCUGGAAUUGCCGGAUGUGAAGACAGUGAAGUCGAAGAUGGGGUGGAGUACUACCGACUAAGAUCUUUCUCUAUAACAGCAAACGGUGUGUUCAAUCUUGGUGACUCUCUUAAAAGCCGUCGUAGUCGGAGUAUCAACAGCGUCACGUCUUCUGGAACGAGCUGUAGCAGCACUAGAGAUGCUCGACUACUCAGUUCAGCAUCACAGCACUCGUGUAUUGAGAGCGAGGAUGCUGAGAACUCAGGACGAGUGGCCACUUACAAAGUAGGGAUGCUUGGCGCCGCAGGAGUUGGCAAGACAGCCCUUACUGUUCAAUUUACUACCAGUGAAUACAUUUGCGCCUACGACGCUUCUUUAGACGACGAGUAUGGACAAAAAAGCGUGUCGGUAAUGAUUGACGGCCAAGAAGCUGAGUUAGAGAUUGUUGACCAUCCGACAUCUGAAAUGGCUGUUGAAAGCUUUUGCGCAACGUAUAACCCAGACGUCUACGUCGUAGUGUACUCAGUGGUGGAUCGACAGAGCUUCAAAGUAGCUGAAGAAAUUCUUCUUUAUUUGUGGAAAAGUGACUACAUGACCACCCACGGUGUUAUUCUUGUUGGUAACAAGGUCGACCUCGAAAGAAAGCGCGAGGUGUCGGCUCUUGUUGGGAGAAGACUCGCCAAUAGCUGCGGUUGCAAGUUCAUCGAAACGUCUUCCGGACUCGCUCAUCAUGUUGAUGAAUUGCUCGUUGGAAUAUUGGCCCAAAUCAAAUUGAAUCCACAGCGAAAUCGAGAUCAAGUAACUAGACGCAGAAGAAGUAAACAUCGAAGGAGGAUUCUCAAACAUCUAUUAGGUUUUAAAAGAAAAACUAAAAGUUGCGAAAAUUUGUUUACUUUAUGA